This is a messenger RNA of Paramacrobiotus metropolitanus, 1133 nucleotides long. RefSeq lists its product as uncharacterized. The coding region runs from base 332 to 775 and encodes 147 amino acids. The record is from RefSeq and is a predicted model, not a curated record. The transcript has 10 exons. NCBI's taxonomy places the organism in Eukaryota, Metazoa, Tardigrada, Eutardigrada, Parachela, Macrobiotidae.
ACAAGCUUCGUAAACAUUUUAUUAGCAUCCGAUUAUUUCAAGUCCGUAUCAGACGAUAAUUGCAUAUCAACAUCAGAAGUUGCAAGGUGUAAAAUGGCCUUGCACUCGUUAAUAAUUCUAGUCGUUGUGUGUAUUGGCUACUGUUUGGGAUAUUACGAAAAUUAUCGCACAUUUGGUUCGGGCGACUCUAUACUGACGAUCCAGUACACAGCCGGAGGACACAUGGAUGAAUACCAUCGAUGGACAUCGGAAUGUCACGACGGCGAAGCUAUGACCGGAAUUUACGAUUCGGGCCGAAUGUUUGGCAAUAAACCAAGUGUGGUGCUACUUCAUGUUCAGCAAGAAACCACCGUCCAAUGGAUUUUAUCCAUAUUAUUCCAUGUGCAACGUUCGGAAUCUCUCCCAACAGGAGUACUACUGCUACGAUAAAUACUGGCCGCAAGAUACAUCCAAUACAUUUGUCACCGGAUUGUGGGGCCUAGCUGCUGGUGGUGCACUGGCGAACGUACCGACCCGAAUGAAAUGCUGUAAAGCACCGAGCGGAUACAAACUCGAUUACACCCGCUGCCAAUGGAAGUACACACACGACAAAGCCGGAGAACAUUACGACGGUGCGUGGCUGGUCAAGUGCGACACAAAUUAUAUUAUGACCGGAUUGGGUUCAGCGGUAAAUCCUUGGGAUGGAGCUGUUCACUUCACUUGGAUACAAUGUUGUCCAGUGAUUUCCACCGAUGACUAUCAUGACGAAAAGCAACAGAUUAUUUAUCGACGGUGAUGCAGCCUUUCAAAGUCAUGGUUCUUUGCAUAUACUAUAUGCGAAUUUGUCAAAGGUCAAAUUCAGGUAAUGCUUUUGCUACCCGAAUUCUGCCUCUGACAAAUUUGUACCUGUACCGAGUACCGAUCAAUAACUCCAGGAAAGAUGCAUUUAAAUGACUUUCUUAUUGUAUUUAUAUAUACUCGUAGAAAUGAAGCAUUUUUCAUGCGUCACUAAACAUGUAUGCGGCAUGCCAUAUGUUAAAGCAAAACCGUUUUUUCUGUGACUUUCUGUGUUUCUGUGUUCUGGAAAUUUGCGUUGUUGUUUUCCGAUGGAGUUCCCUGUACUUGUUGCCAAAACGUCAACAAUGACAACUGAG